UCUGCUAGCAUAGAAUGAACCGGUUUAAGUGUUGAAGGGAGAUAACUACUAAUAACUAAACCAGAAGUUUAGAUAACAGUUACCAGUCGUUUAAAAAAGCAAGUAUGCUCUACAAGAAAUCUAUUUUGUGGGCAGUUGUUUUCUUGAUGCUGUUAAGUGUUAUAUUAAUGAACUAUUUUGUGGAUAUUUCUUUAAUUGACUUCAAAGGAUGGAAAAAUGUGUUUAAAAAUAUUACAAUAUUUGAAAAAUUGUUAGAAGUUUUGGAUAUUUCAUGUGUAAACACUGCCUUUGUUAUAUGUGUGAAUUUCUCAACAUCGGAAAUGGUAGACAAAGAUGGUGAAGAUUUUAUUUCACGAAAAUACUCAACUAGUUUCAAUAUGCAUCUCAACAAUGUUCAUAAUGUGUCUGCUACUUUUAAUCGUACAAGUAUUCAAAAUAGAAGAGAUUUAAUUCACGAUUUCCAUUAUAAACCUUGUAUUCUAAACUCAAGCCAUAUAAAUCUAUCAAGUAAUACUACAUGUAAUAAUACAAUUCUAAACAUAGAUGAAUUAUUUCGUUUAAAUAACAAAAAAUCAUCUUCGUCUUUAAUCGAAAUAAGUGUAGUCAAUAUGCCAAGUUGGUUAAAAUCAUCGUUUACACCAAGCCCUCGGUGUGCUGUGGGUAGGUGCCGGUUUAAGGACGGUGGCGUGUCUAACGAGACCGACGUUGUCAUGGUGAUGGGUGUUAGACUACAGGACCAGCAUAAGCCGCCAGUCAGAUGGCCGGGUCAGCUCUACGUGAUGUUUGCCCAUGAGUCGCCAGUACACUACCAGAAAAGUUCUCUACAGAAAGCCUCUUCCCCAUGGAGAUACGCCUUCAACAUGACCCACACCUAUACACAAGAUUCCGAUGUCUUUUGGCCAGUGAACCAGCUAAGAUUUGAGUACACGCCACACUUACAGAAACCUAAUUACAGUGAGAUUUUUAAAAUGAAAAACAGAACAGCCGUGUGGAUUGUCAGUCACUGUAGCACACACAAAUACGUCAAAGAAAUGCAAAAAUACAUUGAUGUGGAAUUCUUUGGGUCAUGUGCUAAAAGACUAGUGUGCCCUGACAUAAAUGACACCGGAUGCCUGGAUAAAAUUUUCAACACCUACAAGUUUUACCUGGGAUUUGAGAACUCUGUCUGUGUGGACUACGUCACGGAGAAGUUCUUCAACGCGUUCACCCCCGGCCGUCACGUGGUUCCCGUCGUCAUGGGUGGGGCAGACUAUGACUGUCUGCUGCCCAACGGUUCUUUCAUCAACACGGGCUGGUUCCAGACGGCGAGGGACCUGGCGAUGUAUCUAAAGGUCAUAGGUCAGGACGAGGCGACCUAUACCCGGUAUCUGAAGGUCAAGGACAUGUACAGGCCCACGGGGUCACAAGGUGCGCUGUGUUUGAUGUGUGACGCCCUGUUUGGGGAUAUUAAACCGAAGGUGUACGACAUGCAUGCAUGGUUAACCGGACAAUGCCGGUGA
Messenger RNA from Physella acuta, 1499 nucleotides. RefSeq names its product alpha-(1,3)-fucosyltransferase C-like. Gene Ontology annotation, molecular function: fucosyltransferase activity. NCBI's taxonomy places the organism in Eukaryota, Metazoa, Mollusca, Gastropoda, Physidae. The record is from RefSeq and is a predicted model, not a curated record. Gene Ontology annotation, cellular component: membrane.